CAAACAGCUGGGACUGAACUUUGUCCUCCAUGGAGGCAGAAAAACAGGCAGCGUAUAAAAGGGGGGAGCGGGGGAGGAAGAGACUUGUUUUUGUUCAAGGACUUGCAGCAGCGCAGAACUGAGCAGAGAGAAGGAAACUGUUUUAACCAAAGGAUUGGGGCAGUGAGGGGGCGCUGCAGGAAUGUGGGCGUGCCUCAGCCUGCUCAUCACUCUCUGCCUGCUCCAUGGGGGCGGCGCAGAGAGUGAUGGGGGUGGGCCUCGCUGUCAGUUGCCACCAGCCUGGAAGAUAGGGGAGGUGGAUCCCAUGAAUGGGGCAAUGGGCAAGGUGACAGUGGUGGCCCUUUUCCAGGCCAGCUGAUUGUUCUGUUUGGUGCAGGCUGGCAGAAUGGAUGGCCUGCGCCAGAAGUUGGAGAGUCAGGGUCUGAAGGAUGUGGUGUACAUGGUCGUUAACCACCAGGGGGGGCAGUCACAACGCUUGCACACCAUGCUGGCACAGAGACUUACCGAGACCAUCACCCUCUACAAACAGGAGGAGCAACAGCCUGAUGUCUGGCAAACACUUGGGGGAGAAAAAGAUGACUUUUUCAUUUAUGACAGGUGUGGACGUCUCACUCAACACAUAUCACUUCCAUACAGCAUCAUUGGACAGGGCCACGUGGAGAGUGCCAUCAAAGAUACCUACUGCAAACGCAUCUGUGGCGAGUGCACACAUGAGAGCACUGAGAUCCCUGAGGAGUGCAAAGAGAAAGCAGAUGCACAGCCUGUUGCCCCACCUGUAGAGGAAGACACUGGAAAUGCUCACCAUCAUGGACAUCACCAUGGCCAUGGACAUGGCCACCAUGGGGUUAAUCAUGGCCAUGAUCACAACCAUGGUCAUCACCAUGGAAAUCAUGGUGGCCAUGACAGUGAGCAUGGACAGGGUCAAAGUCAGCAAGGUGUUAGUCACCAGGGCCAUCAGCAAGAUGUAUCUCAAAUUCAAGAUCAUUUAGAUUUAGGCCAGAUGCAGCAAGUAGCGCAAGUGUACCAGAUGCCACAGGAGGUCCAUGUAGCCCCUGUGAACACCCCUUGAGUACAAGAAAAGGCAAGGUGAAAGUCAAAGUUCAGCUGACAGGGGACAACAGGCUCUGACAAUGAAGCCUCUCCUAAGUCCAGCUGAUGCUGACACUGACGCAGGCUGUUUGGUGAAGCAGAGAGUGAGCAGCCAGCUGGUCUCUGACACUGUGAUGAGGCGCUGCCCGCCUCCUGACAGUGACACGGACCGACUGGUGAUGCAGCCAAUAAUGUUAGGGAGACCUGACAGUGACGCUCACCUCCUGCUGACUGACAGCAGCCUCAGCCAGCCCAAUGAGCCUGACCCCAAGGUGCGAGCUGAUGACAACAGCCAGCCCAAUGAGCCUGACCACAAGGUGUGAGCUGAGGAUGAGACCAGCUGUAAGCUGGCUCUCAUAUCAGCCUCAUAUUAAUAUCAGUCAGAAGCACCGGGGGCCUAGUGCUCUUUUUACCAACAAGUAUUACCCUGAGAGAGGGAAGGGCAAUCCCUGACAGGAUGGGAUAGAUGAACAGGUGGAGUACAACACCACACUGACAAAGACAAAAUUAGGCUUACCAACUGAAGCAUGUGCAGCUUGCCAAUUAAUAAAAAAAUGGAUUAUGUGGAUUAUGAAUAUAUGUCAGAGGUCGCCUGUCUGUCAGUGUGUUGCUCUCAUCCUUUCUCAGGAGUGUACAUGGUUAUCAUGUUCAUAAAUUGCCUCCUCCAUUUUGCUCUCUCCAUCCUUUAUGAAACCAGGUGCGUAAACUAUGCUCUAGUGGCGUCUGUUUGAAGUCAGGCAGGAGAGAGAGGAGUGGGUAGUUCAGGAACAUGAUAAACACUUAAAACAUUUCAAACUUCAAUUUUGAGGGAUACUUUAAGGAACAGAGAAAAGUUGAUGUAAUCUGCAAAUAUUUCCAAAACAAAAUUGAUGAAGAAUAAGAAAAUGUAUUAUUACAGUACAUCUGAUUUUGUAAGGUAAUUACCAUAAACCUGAAAGCACUGAAUAGUCCUCAAAAACAUUUAAACAUAAACCUUAAAAGUUUAUACUGCAUCAUUAUUGAUCAAGCAUAUUUAACAGCAGCUACCACUUGUUGAUUAAGUCCAUAAGCUUAAACAUAUAUCAGGUGUGUCUUUUACCAUAAAUAUGCACAUUUUAAAUGAAGAGUUUUUGGCAUUCCUGUAGAUGUUUUUCUUUGCAUUUCUGGAUCUGCUAUGUCGAUUGCAAAUUGCACACAUUUAUACAAGGCUUGCUUAAAAAAAAAAAAGAAAGAAUACAAGACUCUAUUGUUUAGAGCAGGUCAGACGGAAAAAGAGCGAAGAAGUGAAUGACUGUUGGAAUACACUCUGUACUUAAUGAUGGCUUCUGUGGGAAGAUAACAGUCACCCUGAAAACCUGAUGCUUGUACAGAGAACUGUAUUAUGUUAUGGUUGUCAAACAUGGAAACUGAGAGUUGAAUAAAGAUGGUUGAGUUACUUUUUUAAAA
Messenger RNA from Larimichthys crocea (large yellow croaker), 2514 nucleotides. It is a transcript of the gene selenop, whose product is annotated as selenoprotein P. The record is from RefSeq and is a predicted model, not a curated record. Gene Ontology annotation, cellular component: extracellular region. The transcript is spliced from 5 exons. Gene Ontology annotation, molecular function: selenium binding. NCBI's taxonomy places the organism in Eukaryota, Metazoa, Chordata, Actinopteri, Sciaenidae. Gene Ontology annotation, biological process: selenium compound metabolic process.